Molecule: messenger RNA, 1109 nt
Organism: Somion occarium
Lineage: Eukaryota; Fungi; Basidiomycota; Agaricomycetes; Polyporales; Cerrenaceae
Source: the annotation of a GenBank genome assembly
CUUGGUCGUUCCACCCGCUUCGCCUAUGCGCACGAUAUCCGCGUCCUCAGUCGAUUGUCUCUUCAAAUCGAAGUUGCUUUUACUUUUUUCAGAUGUCUGACACGACGUCAAUGGUGAAUCCUUCACUUAUCGCAGCCGCGCGACAAUUGGCAGCCGCAUUACGUGUCGCUGGUCUCGACAUCGCUGAAGUUGUCGCCACAAACACAAGUAGUGUUGUGUAUGAGGCAGCCGAUUAUGAGGAAGGUCUAAAUAGUGAAGCAACAAAUGCUAGCGCUACCUCUCUGGAUCAGGAGCAAAUCGAUACAACAUCCGAUGCUGACCCGAAAGCAUCAAUAUCUGCUCCUGUCUCCUUGAACGAGCCAUCUUGUGAAGGAUGUCAAAAGCGGAAAUUGACCUGCGUUACUUCAAGUACGACCAGGAAGAGAUGUGAUAAUAUUGUUAGUUACCGGAAAGGUUGCUCGUUUGUACCUAAGCGCAAGGCGCAAAAUGUAGAAGAUGGGGACACACAUAAUGCCACAUCCAAGAAGAAACAGCGCACCGAGACUCAAUUGAAUAUCGACGCGUUCUUUGGUGGAGCUAAUAGAGAAACAAGUGUAGGAUGCUCGGAACGCGGUAACCAAUCGAAAAUCCCAACCGAAUCCAUAUCCGAGCACACAGAGGGGCACAACACUAACGUGCGAGAAAUGACAACUGAGUCUGUCGUUGAGAUUGCAGCACCCGAUCGCAAUACGCAACCGUCAGCGGCACGUAUCCUCGUCGACGAAGUGGAGGUCGAGGAGUUGAGAAGGUGUCGCACGGUCUUCCUGGAUGGUUUAAACGCAUACAAGGAGGGCCUAGGAGCCAAGCCAGGGAAGGCGUUCAGGGAUCUCUACGUCUCGGCCAAGACUUGGGCAGCGCAGGAAGAUGUUUGCCUGAGGAUGUAGGUUACGAAGAUGAUGAGAACAAAGCACGGAGAGCGUCACCCAGUAUCGUAUCAUGUCACGGUCUAUAGCAAAAUCCACGAUUAGCACCCAAAAAACAAGUCCUAGCCGAUAAACAAGUACGAAUCCACGCCCACAGACAGCCCGCAUGUAACCACAUGCACCCAAAGAUGACCCUGUCUAGUCCUU